AUGCACUUGCUGUGGGAGAACACCAUGAAGAAUUUAAUUUCCCUCUGGACCGGUGACUUCAAGGGCCUUGAUGUCGGUUCUGGGACCUACCAAUUCGAGAAACAGGUCUGGGACGCUAUAGGGGAUGCAACAGCGGCGUCAGGGUCCACCAUUCCUAGUUGCUAUACGAGUGCUCGCCCACCUAACGUCGCCUCCAAUCGUUCAGCGACAACUGCCGACUCAUGGUCCUUCUGGACCCUCUUCCUCGGUCCUGUUCUCUUACGCCGCCGUUUCACUCACCAGAAGUACUACGAGCAUUUCGUUGAUCUCGUAGUCCUUCUGCAUAUCUGUCUUCAGUUCACGAUCACAGCUGGCGACGUUGUGCGCCUCCGAGAAGGUUUUGCUUUGUGGGUAGAGAAAUUCGAAGAACUCUACUAUCAAUAUGACCCCUCGCGUCUUUCAACAUGCCCCGUAACCGUCCACGCCCUCCUUCAUAUUGCCGAUACCAUCGAGGCGUGUGGCCCUGUAUGGGCAUAUUGGGAGUUUCCUAUGGAACGGUAUUGUGGCCUUAUUCGCCCAGCCAUCAAGAGCCGCAAACAUCCAUAUGCGUCUCUUGAUCGCUUCGUCAUCGAGAGUGCUCAGAUUCUCCAGAUUCAGCUCAUUUACAACCUUCAGGACCCUUCCAUAUCCCUCCAUCCCCGAAAAAAUGAGAUCACGAUGAGGUCUGGUCUGAGCAAUCCUGCUUACCCCACCUGCACACUCCUAACGCCACGUCGUACAGUAGAGUCGUCCAGUCCACUCAUAGCCAAGAUCACGAAGACGCUCGCCACCCGAUUUGAUGCACACCGUCAAUUCGCCGCCCUGAGGUGUUGCAUUGCUGAGGCAUUCAUCGAGGAAUGGGGUCGCGUUGCCAUUGACGAGGGCGACGUGCUAUAUACAGCCUCGACGGUUAACGGUACUCCUGGAGAAGAUCGCCGUGACGCCACAUACGUACGGUACCACAUCAUGGUCGACAAAUUUGCGCACCUUCGUAAUGUCGAGCCCGUGUACAUCCCACAGACACAGUACGGACAUUUACAACACGUCGUCGCUAUCCACCUCCAACGUUGCCCUACGCUUGGAAUAGAAGAACCGGAGGUCGUCUUCCUCGCCGGCGUCACAACAUGCGAAAUCGAAGCCACGCACGGUCUCUUGGACAUUCAAUACUACUCUCACGAGUCUAAAACAGAAGAGUUCAUGGAUUUGUCGUGUGUACAAUGUCUGGUAGCACGCGUAAAGGAUAUUGGUAGGAGAUGGGCAAUUUUGGACCGCAGCGGCUCUCUAUCCCGUCCAAAUUUUGUUGAUACAUGA
This is a messenger RNA of Stereum hirsutum FP-91666 SS1, 1329 nucleotides long. RefSeq lists its product as uncharacterized. The record is from RefSeq and is a predicted model, not a curated record. The transcript has 4 exons. The coding region runs from base 1 to 1329 and encodes 442 amino acids. NCBI's taxonomy places the organism in Eukaryota, Fungi, Basidiomycota, Agaricomycetes, Russulales, Stereaceae.